AUGGAAGCACAAUCCUUCACCUACAUGCAGACACGCUCCCCGACCGAGGCAGAAAACCCUAUUAGUCUUCUAAAGGACGUUGACGGCAUUGAUUCCCUCGCGAACGACCUUCAACAGGAGCGGAAGACCAGUAGCGCUGCUGAGACCCGCAGCCGGCAGUCACUCAACCCGCGCAUCCAGUUUUUACGCCUCUCCGCCACAGUUCGAGGACGAGUCGGGAUCUUAGGAGCAACACCGCCAUAUCAGCCCGUGCCGCCGUCUUUGUACCGUCCUCUCGCUUUCGAUCGGGAACAGGACCCAGAUACGCGAUCCGAGCAGCAGGCGUCCUCGCCUUUGCGUAAUCUCGCUUUCGCCCACUUUCCCCUGGUGCAUGAGUCACAACGACACCGCUUUAUAACUGACCGAGCCACCUUUCUCGACCUUCGAAGAAUCCCUCGCUCAAGGACGACCAAGAUGCCUCAGUCAGGAUUUCAGGCGUUGAUCCUAUGUGGUCCCGGGAUCGGACUCAGCACCUUCACCAGUGUCCCAGCAGAGUUUCCUAAGGCCUUGGUGGAAGUUGCUAACCGGCCCAUGGUCUGGUAUGUCCUUGAUUGGUGCUAUCGAAUGGGCGUGACAGAUAUCACACUCAUCACGCCCCCAACGUCGAAAGACCCAAUAGCUGCCGCCCUCGCACAGAAUCCGUACUUGACUUCUCUGCCGUCACCAACCCCCGACCUACUAGCUCCUGAAGAACUGGAAUUCACGACACCGACCGCAGAGCUACUGAGAUUACCAGAGGUGCAAGCAGCCAUCAAGUCCGACUUUCUUCUACUGCCCUGCGAUCUCAUCUGUGCAGUCUCUGGAGAGACCUUCAUCGAGACGUAUCUUACCAGGUUAGGCGGACCAGGGGGUAUUGGGGUUAGCACAGUCUUAGAUCAUGACACAUCGAGAAACGAGCUUCUAGCCCUUGGAGGCGAGCGGCGAGGCCGACGAGGUGGCUUGUCAAUUUGGUACAACACUCUUGACCGAGAAGAGAGCAUCAAAGGCGAGGAAUGCGACUUUAUGUGUACUACCAAACUCGACCCCGAACAUGAAAUCCCACUGUCGAAGACCGCGUUUGCACAAUCUCAGGGAAUUCUUCGGAAACUGGUCUGGACGAUGCCCAUGUCUGAGCUUUGGGAUCAAUGUGAGGAGGACAAAUCAUGGAAGAUUCGACAAUCCCUUCUCCGGAAACACGGUGCGAUCAAGUGCAUGACCAAAUAUCGGGAUUCUCAUAUCUACCUCCUGCCUUACUGGGUAAAGGAUUUCGCAAAGCUGAACGAGGACUUUGAGUCCGUCAGCGAAGAUCUUGUGGGCACCUGGGCGAAGGCUGAAUGGCGCAAGCCUAGCUACCGGGCCCGGUUUGGUGCCGGAAAGAUUUUCUCACAGAAGAUUCCAGCAGAACGGAGUGUUGUUCCUUCCCAUGAACGGCCGAUCGAGGAAGAAAUCGACUUGCUUUCGCUGAGCAGCACACAGAUUACCGCGCAGCCACAGGCAGAGUCGUCGCCUACGCCACGUAUCACCCGACUUGCAUCGAGAGUCCACGCCGACGCAGAAGAUAGCAUCCUGUCGCCAACUGAAGGAUCUGAAGCCGCGGAGGAAGCAGGGCCGGUACCUCUUGUUCCUCCCAUCCUGUCUUACAUACUUCCCUCGACCCCGACCGCGCCUCUCGUGCGGCGAGUCGACACGACACCGCUUCUCCUCUCUGUUUCACUAUCCCUGGCGAAACUGCCCUCGGUAGAAGAAUCGCUGGCCGCCAAAACACCGGUUUCGCCGUUCGCGCAUCACGCCAAGGUCCACGCAACUACGACGAUCGCGCCACGCGUCACCAUCUCCCGUGCCGACACGCUUAUUGACAGUAACAGCACAAUUGCGACUCAAUGCGUGAUCAAGUCCAGUGUGAUCGGCGCGUCGGUGGCGAUUGGGACGGGCACCAGGAUCACCGGGUGCGUGAUCAUGGACGGUGUUACGAUCGGUGACAAAUGUGUUUUGACCAACACGGUGGUGGGCAAGAAGGCCAAGAUCGGGAACAAAUGCUCGCUGGUGGGCUGCGAGGUGCAAGACGGCAAUGUCGUGGCAGAUGCCACGGAGGGUAAGGGCGAAAAGUAUCUUGUGGGUGGGUUAGAGGAUGAAAUGGAGGACGAGGAAGGCUUGGGAUUUGAUAAGGCGAGUCCUGAUGAUGAUGAUGAGGACGAAGAUAUGUACUCUUGA
Messenger RNA from Capronia epimyces CBS 606.96, 2229 nucleotides. RefSeq lists its product as uncharacterized. The transcript has a single exon. The coding region runs from base 1 to 2229 and encodes 742 amino acids. Lineage: Eukaryota; Fungi; Ascomycota; Eurotiomycetes; Chaetothyriales; Herpotrichiellaceae. Gene Ontology annotation, molecular function: translation initiation factor activity; guanyl-nucleotide exchange factor activity. Gene Ontology annotation, cellular component: guanyl-nucleotide exchange factor complex; eukaryotic translation initiation factor 2B complex. Gene Ontology annotation, biological process: cytoplasmic translational initiation. The record is from RefSeq and is a predicted model, not a curated record.